UGUAUGGUAACUGUUGAACACGAUCGAUAUUUGCAAUGGCGUCAAAACGAUAGAUUCUAAAAACUUGCAUCUGAUUUUCACUUUAUUCGAGAAUCACAAUUGUGCUGUCUUGAAUUCAUUCUGUAUUUUAUUCGUACAAACCGUGAUGCGAACAGUUAUGGUAGUCAUGUUAUGUAUGGCGAUGUAGUGUAAUGAGUACUCAUUCUAAGAGUCACGCUUUACAUACACCAAUAGGGAGAUAUACAGCUAUGCGGGAGCACCAAAUGUUAUUUCCGAGUCAGUCUACUGCUGCUACUGGCAGCGCGCUGAGUAAUUUUGCUGAGUAUUCACUGAUUAAUCAUUGCCCUAUGGUGAUUCUUAUUUCUAGUGAGGUCGUGUUAAUCGGUAGACCACAUUGUGCCGUCGAUGUGACAUGCAUUGUUUGUAAAUCAUUGCUGCCAUAUUUCUGUUUAAUGACGAUGCUAAAGCGGUGACGCGCGAAGAGUAAAAUUUGAGUAUUUUUGAUGAUUCUGAUACUGAACAAUUUCUUACUUUACGAAAAAGAGACUGGAUCAGAUGACAAUCGCAAGUUGGAGAUAAAUCAUUUUUAGAAAUCAGGUGGAAAAUUAUAACUUUGGAACCUACUAUAAAAAACAACAAAAAGGAAGCCGGAAACGGCGAAACUGUAGAAAAAAUUCUCGAUUAUAACAAACAUACCAUGUCCUAUACAUCAAAAAUGGCCGCGGUGAACAUCGAAUUCAACGAUUUAACAUAUACAGUGCCAAGCUCUCGAAAAGAGUCAAAGAUACUUUUAAAAGGAAUUAGCGGACAAUUCAAAUCGGGUGAGCUGACAGCAAUUAUGGGUCCUUCCGGUGCUGGAAAAUCGACGUUACUGAAUGUUCUUGCCGGAUAUAAAUUCACGGAGAUAAGUGGUUCAAUAAAUAUCAAUGGACAGCCACGGGACAUGCAGGAGUUCAAGAAAAUGUCAUGCUACAUUAUGCAAAAUGAUCUGGCGGCACCAGGACUCACGGUUAUCGAAGCGAUGACCUUCGCCGCAGAUUUAAAACUUGGCAGAAGGAAAUCACAAUCGGAAAAACAUUUUGUCAUAAAUGAGAUUCUGGCUAUGCUUAGAUUAUCCGAAGUACAAGAUACAUUUAUGGAACAACUCUCCGGCGGCGAAAGAAAGAGAUUGCUAAUCGCACUCGAAUUAGUAAAUAAUCCACCUGUGAUUUUUCUCGAUGAACCAACCACUGGAUUAGAUGAGUUGUCUUCUUUUCAUUGCAUUGAUAGUCUUCAAAAGUUGGCGCAUUUUGGACGAAAUGUUAUAUGCUCGAUACAUACUCCCAAUGCGAGUAUAUUCAACAAAUUUGAUCACGUUUACGUCAUGACUGACGGACAAUGUACUUACAAGGGUACCUCGAACGUGUUGCCGUUCUUAAAAAGCCUAAAUCUAGAAUGUCCGAAGCAUUACAAUCCAGCGGACUUCUUAAUAGAAAUCUGCUCGGGCGAUUAUGGUUCCGAUUUGAUCGAACAAAUGAUGAUUCACGUCAACAAAUUACCGAUUCUUCCGAUUUCUCCAGUAAAGUGUGAAUUCGAAUUUGACAAGCAUAAUCCGAAAGUACUCCGCUUUGAUCAAUUCAAAACGUUAACCAAGAGGAUGGCAUUGCAGCUUUAUAGAAAUAGAGAUUACAUCUACUUGAAGAUCGUGCUACAUAUUUUUUUAGGAUUAGUAAUUGGCUUAUUGUUUUUAAAUAUGGGCAAUGAUGGCUCGAAGGCCCUAUUUAAUUUUGGUUUUUGCUUCGCCUGUCUAAUAGUAUUUCUAUAUAUACCUAUGCUUCCAGUGUUACAGCAUUUUCCUUUUGAAGUUCGGAUAAUGAAAAGAGAACAUUUUAACAGAUGGUAUAAUCUUAGCGCUUAUUACUGGGCCCUAACAAUAAUCAGUAUACCUUUACAGAUAUUGUUAGGUUUUAUAUAUCUUUCGAUAGUCUACUUUAUUACGGGACAACCUCUGGAAUGGCAGAGGUGCAUCAUGUUUUUCAGUACUUGUUUCAUCUGCGCCUUUAUCGGAGAAAGCAUAGGAUAUAAUAUCGCUAGCAUAUUCAAUGCCGUAAACAGUAUGUUCAUCGCACCGGCACUAACUUGUGUCACGAUUUUAACCGCGAUACAAGGUUUUGGUGAUUCCACACCUUUACCACUUUACCGAACGUUAUUCAUGUAUACUAGUUGUAUCAGAUAUGGACUAGAGGCUCUCACAACAGCUAUGUAUGGUUACGAUAGACCGAGAUUACCUUGUCCAGUAGAAGAAAUAUAUUGUCAUUUCAGUUCACCUAAAGAAAUCUUUCGAACAAUAGGUAUGGAGAAAGCUCCAAAUUAUUGGCUGAAUAUACUAGCUCUGCUUAUCAUAUUAUUUAUCUGUAAGGCAAUAUUAUAUUAUUUAUUAAGACAAAGAGUGCAACCAAACAAAACUUUCCAGAUGUGUCAGAUAAUUGGAAAUGUGAUCAAGAGUCAUUUUAAUACUUGAUCAUUAAUAUAAUAUUUAUUUACCAUAUGUAUAUUUGAGAUAUAAUAGUGCAUUUCGACAUUUAGCUCAAUAUUUUCUAAAACAAAU
This is a messenger RNA of Camponotus floridanus (Florida carpenter ant), 2587 nucleotides long. RefSeq names its product ATP-binding cassette sub-family G member 1. Gene Ontology annotation, cellular component: plasma membrane. Gene Ontology annotation, molecular function: ABC-type transporter activity; ATP hydrolysis activity; ATP binding. The record is from RefSeq and is a predicted model, not a curated record. The transcript has 12 exons. Bases 698 to 2500 code for a protein of 600 amino acids. Lineage: Eukaryota; Metazoa; Arthropoda; Insecta; Hymenoptera; Formicidae.